Dictyostelium purpureum is the source of this 454-nucleotide messenger RNA. RefSeq lists its product as uncharacterized. The transcript has 4 exons. The record is from RefSeq and is a predicted model, not a curated record. Lineage: Eukaryota; Evosea; Eumycetozoa; Dictyosteliales; Dictyosteliaceae. Bases 10 to 321 code for a protein of 103 amino acids.
CAAACAACAAUGUCAAUGAUUUUCAAACGUUUUUACACUGCUUGCACUGCUGCCGAAGCUAAAGCUAUCCUCUCUUCAUUCCCAAAGAGUGAUAUGGAUGCUAAAAUCAAAAACUUAUUAAAAAACAAUGCCGAUAUUGCCAAAAAAUAUAACUUAACUUAUACUCCAUUAACCGAAGAACAAGAAGUUCAACAAAUUAUUAAAUAUUCAGAACAAAUGGAAAAAGCUAGAGAACAUGCUUUUGAAGAAUAUGGUCAAAGAUUCAAAGAUGUCCAACCAUUACCAGAAAAAACUGUCCAAGAUUUUGUCAAAGGUUUAUAAAUAGAUAUUUAAUAAUAGUAUAAUAAUAAUAAUUUAAUUUUAAAAAAUCAUGGUAAUAUUAUAAAAAAAAAAAAAAAACUUCAAAUAAAAAAAACUAUAUAAAUUAACAAAUAAAAAAAAUAUUUAAAAUAUA